CGACCAACAUGAUCGCUGACUAGAGCCCUGUUGGUAUUCAUGGAGGCCUACCGACCUUCUGAGCAUUUUCUCCCCCAAACCUCUGCCCAGAACCACCUUCCAACAGGCCAGACCCCGCCGUUGCCUGCGCGUCACCCGAGAACACCAUGAUGGCGUCCAACAUCUUCUCCAGGCUCCUCCCAGCCGCCUCGGAUGUGCCGUACGAAACCGAGCCGCUGAACGACGCGCACCGCCGCCACUCCUCCUCCACCGACGGACAACACGCUAUGGAUAUUGACGAGGAGAACUUGGGCGCGCGCUUUGAGCCGCAGGACCUCGAGCACCUGCUGGCAGACACGGCCUCCAGCCACAUGACGGUCGAGAGCCACGCGCCUGGGACCAAGACUGCAAAGCGAAGCGCGGGAUGGAGACAGCCGGCUCCUGCUCGACAUGCCCACAUAGACGACGAUGACGACGUGCCGCAGUCGCUGCUGCUGGAAGGAGGCCCGUCCACCAACCCGAACCAGCGCCUCGACGGCCUGCCGCCCCCCGUACCAGGCCCUUCGACGCACCAGGCUCGAGCACAGUGGGACACGACAAGGAGACAGCAGCAGUUGCAUACCGAGGCUGCAAGUGCCCCGUCGCGUGCGUGGGGUCAAACAGGCAGACCAGGCCAGUUCACUGCGAACCCCAAGGAGAAGGCCCUGUGGCUGUGGGUGAACCAGACCGACCUGGACACGUACAUGCGCGACGUCUACGAAUACUACAUUGGCUGCGGCAUAUACUCCAUGCUGUUGCGGAGGUUCCUCACGCUUCUGCAAUCCGCUUUCGUCGUCGGCUUCAUGACGUUCCUUAGUUGGUGCAUCGACUACUCCAAGCUUUCAGAGAGCCACAAGAUGAGCCAAGUGCUGGUGCCAAAGUGCACGAAGCGGAUACAUGGCUUCUGGAUCUUCGCCUUGUGGUUCUUCAUCAUGUACUGGCUGUUCUCCAUUUAUCAGAUGGUUACAGACCUUCCAAGACUGCGAGCCAUGCAUGACUUCUACCACCAUCUCCUCGACAUCCCAGACCAAGACAUCCAGACCGUCCAGUGGCAGUCAGUCGUGAGCCGAGUCAUGGCCUUACGCGAUCUGAACUUAACCACCGCCUCAAACCUGUCACCCGAGACCCGCAAGUUGCUCGACUCCAAGAGCAGACAACGACUGGAUGCUGUGGACAUUGCCAGCCGACUCAUGCGACGUGAGAACUACCUGAUAGCCCUUUUCAACAAGGAGAUCCUCGAUGUGACAGUCCCGAUUCCAUUCCUGGGGAACAGAUAUGUCUUCUCCGAGACCACGAGAUGGCAUGUCAACCUCGCUGUGAUGGACUUUGUCUUUAGUAGUGGACCCAACGGCCAAUUCAAUCAAGACUUUUUGAAGGAGCGAAAUCGACGUGAGCUGGUGAAGAGGCUGAAAACUCGUUUCUUCUGGACAGGCAUCAUCAGCAUCAUCUGCGCACCGUUCGCCGUCGUCUUUGUGCUUGCAUCGUACCUGUUCAAGUACUUCACAGAAUACCACAAAGACCCUGGCCAGCUUAGCAAUCGCGACUUUACCAUAUUCGCCCAAUGGAAGUUUCGCGAGUUCAACGAGCUGCCUCAUCUUUUCAAUCGCCGCCGUAACAUGGCCUACCCCUUUGCGAAUCUGUACCUUGCACAAUUUCCAAAGGACAAGACAGAGCAGGUAUCUUCAUUCGUAGCCUUCGUUGCAGGAGCCUUUGCCUCCAUCCUGGUCGUCUUUACGCUUCUUGAUUCAGAAUUAUUCCUCAACUUUGAGAUCACACCUGGAAAAACCGCCAUUUUCUGGAUCGGUAUCCUAUCCACCAUCUACCGGGUCGCUCGUGGAAGCAGCCCCCAGGAAGACCAAGUAGCAGACCCGUCCUACUACAUCGAACACGUCAUCGGCCACAUCCGCUACAUGCCAGACUCCUGGCAAGACCGUCUCCACACCGAUGAAGUACGCGCCGAAUUCGCAAAACUCUACCAACCCAAGAUCCUCAUCUUCGCCGAAGAGAUCCUAAGCAUGGUCAUCACGCCCUUCCUACUCAUCUUCCGCCUCCCAAACUGCAGCGAGCGCAUCGUCGACUUCUUCCGCGAAUUCAGCAUCGUAGUCGACGGCCUAGGCGUCACAUGCUCAUACUCCAUGUUCCCCUUCAACAAAGGCACCCAAAACGCCACCAACACCAUCAACAACCCCGCCAACAGACCCGCCGGACAAAGAGAAGACGUCGACCUCCGCGAAGACUACUUCAUGGCCAAGGACAACAAGAUGCUCGCCUCCUACUACGGCUUCCUCGACACCUACGCCACCUCCGGCCCAAGGAACUACAACAACCGCCUCCAAGGCCGCGGCAGCUUCCACCCGCCCCCGCAGUUCCCCAACGCCUUCGGCGCAAUGUCGCAAACCGCCCAGCCCCUCGAACCCCCCGCCCACACCUCAUCCAGAGCCCCAUCCUCCUCCGCGCGCCCAACCCCCCACCGCCGCACCCCCCGCCACCCCCGCGACGACCCAAUGUCCUCCCUCCUCCUCGACCCCCACCACCACCCCUCCUCCGCCUCCACCCUGCGCAGCCCCCCGCGCUCAACCCAACACCCCCGCUACAGACCACAUCUCCCCGACCAAUCCGUGCAUCCCGGCUCGCGCAUCGAGGAGGAGAGCACGAUUGGCGACUCGUGGCGCACGAGUCGUCUCGCGCAGGAUGAUGACGAGGAGGAGGAGGAGGCGCCCGGUGCGAAUCGUGGCGGUGUGCUGCAGCUGCUGCAGCAGUUUUCGAAGGCGCAGGCUGAGGGGAGGGGGGCGGCGGGCGUUGGUGUGUGAGAGAUUUGUUUUUUGAAGGUUGGGGGUUGGACUUGGAUGGGUGUUUGUAUAGGCGUUUUGGAUUUUGAUGGGGAUGGGAUGGGAAUUGGCGUUUAGGUUGGGUUGUUUUGUCCCAGAUGGGAUGGGAUUAUCAUGUGAUACCAUACAGAGCAUAGCAUUCAUUGAAGAGUACAAUACCAUUUUUAGGAG
Molecule: messenger RNA, 3017 nt
Organism: Dothidotthia symphoricarpi CBS 119687
Lineage: Eukaryota; Fungi; Ascomycota; Dothideomycetes; Pleosporales; Dothidotthiaceae
Product: APG9-domain-containing protein
Exons: 4
Coding region: 147-2828 (893 amino acids)
Biological process (GO): autophagy of mitochondrion; protein localization to phagophore assembly site
Cellular component (GO): phagophore assembly site; autophagosome
Source: RefSeq, a predicted model, not a curated record